This is a messenger RNA of Dipodomys spectabilis (banner-tailed kangaroo rat), 2026 nucleotides long. RefSeq names its product solute carrier family 25 member 30 (gene Slc25a30). NCBI's taxonomy places the organism in Eukaryota, Metazoa, Chordata, Mammalia, Rodentia, Heteromyidae. Gene Ontology annotation, biological process: mitochondrial transport. Bases 863 to 1738 code for a protein of 291 amino acids. The record is from RefSeq and is a predicted model, not a curated record. Gene Ontology annotation, cellular component: mitochondrial membrane. The transcript has 10 exons.
GAUGCGAUCUGCAAGACGUCUGGCCUGCACUUCAAACACGACGAAAGUGGAAGUCACUUUAUAAAGCCAUCAUGCAUCAGGCUAAUCCUUCGUCGAUCCGGCAUCGAAUAUAGGUGUGAAUGUACGUGACAUUUUGCAAUAGCAAAGGAAAUACACAUGUGAAUAUUGUAUCAGACAUGAUUGAAAAUAUAUUCAAUUUCUGGCACGUGGCAUGACAAUCUACCAACCUAGCAUUAUACUGUAUUAUUCAUCUGGUUCAGGGAGACAAUACAGUGAUAAAGGAAGGCAAACGUUGCGGAAUGAUUGCUUUCGGUGGCUGGAUAAACCGGAUGCUCUUCACAGUACGUUUCCUUCAGUUUUUCAGUUGAUUAACACAUUUUUAAACCAAAUAACUGGGGUAUAAAAAAAUAUGAACGAAUUUACUUCCUUUGGGUGGUGGAGGCUCACGUGGACAGAGAACCACCCACUUCAGAAGGCUCCUUUCCCGAGGUCUCCCCACGUUUCCUCCAAGUGGUGGAAUAGCAGGUGCCUCUCAGCCAAGAGUGGUUUCCGGGUUCCCCAGCCUGGCCCCACCCCUCCGCGGACCACUCGCUGCAGGCGUGUAUGUGAGGCGGGGCUGAUGCUGACGAUGACCAAUGGGAGCCGAGACGGGCGUGGUCUCUCGCGUGGGCGUGGCCGGGGCGGGGCUACGCGCAGGCUCCCAGGCCAGCUCCUCGGCUUCCCAACCUUUUUUCGUUUCCCGCAUCAGUCCCCAUUCCGGCCGUGGCUGAUCCUGAGUGGAAAGCGGUGGAAGGCAGCCGUCGCGGGGAACACUCUUUUGGAGGUGAUGUUUGCAUAAUUGAAAGGUGAAGGGACAGCGAAAAUGUCAGCCCUCAACUGGAAGCCCUUUGUUUAUGGAGGGCUGGCCUCCAUCACGGCCGAAUGCGGCACAUUUCCAAUUGAUUUAACCAAGACACGACUUCAGAUUCAAGGCCAGACCAAUGAUGCCAACUUUCGAGAAAUUAGGUACCGAGGGAUGCUGCAUGCAUUGGUGCGGAUUGGCCGGGAAGAAGGGUUGAAGGCCUUGUACUCAGGGAUUGCCCCUGCCAUGCUCCGCCAGGCCUCCUAUGGCACCAUCAAGAUUGGCACUUAUCAGAGCUUGAAGAGAUUGUUCGUGGAACGCCCAGAAGAUGAAACUCUACUGAUCAACGUCAUAUGUGGAAUUCUUUCUGGAGUCAUAUCUUCAGCCAUUGCCAAUCCAACCGAUGUACUAAAAAUCCGAAUGCAAGCACAAAGCAACAAUCUCCAAGGAGGGAUGAUAGGUAACUUCAUUCACAUUUAUCAGCAAGAGGGAACAAGAGGUCUGUGGAAGGGUGUGUCCCUCACGGCGCAGAGGGCUGCUAUCGUUGUUGGUGUGGAACUUCCAGUCUAUGACUUCACCAAGAAGCAUCUGAUGCUCUCGGGUCUCAUGGGAGACACAGUCUAUACUCACUUCCUCUCGAGCUUCACCUGCGGUCUCGUGGGGGCCCUGGCCUCAAACCCCGUGGAUGUUGUGAGAACACGAAUGAUGAAUCAGAGAGUUCUUCGAGAUGGCACUUGCUCUGGCUACACAGGUACCCUGGAUUGCUUGUUACAGACAUGGAAGAACGAAGGAUUUUUUGCCCUGUAUAAAGGGUUCUGGCCUAAUUGGCUGAGGCUUGGUCCCUGGAAUAUCAUUUUCUUUGUGACUUAUGAGCAGCUGAAGAAACUGGACUUGUGACACAAGUUCAAGGCUGCCUGAGGCUACCUUCUCAAAGCGCAAACUUCUGCAAUAGUUGAGCUUUCUGUAUUCCACUCUGCUUCUCACUUGGCUCAUCACAGCUCUGGGAUGGGAGCCGCAGAUGAAGACUGGGUUCUUUCGAUUGCUAUGUGUCAGCAUCAAAUGCUCUUCGCCAGUGCUAAUGGCCUGAAUUGUAACCUCCAGACACCAGUCCUUACCAUUGAAGUGCCCUUUGAUACCCACAAUCAUAUACACAAGUACAUAUUUCUUGUUAUAGAAAACUUGCAA